AAUUCUGAAACGUUGCAUUUGAUCAUUUUACAAAGAAAAUGAAUUGUUUUUAAUUCUAGUUGGAAUAUAAAAUAAAUUUUAAAGUGGUUAUACUGGUAUCUAUUGACACAAGGGUUAGACGAAACUGGGUGUGGUAUGCUUUGAAUCGAGGAUGAAUCAGUAAAUAUUAUAUUGUAACCAUAAUUUUUUUUAUCGGUUUCUACAGAAACGAUAAAGUAUCGCAAUAGAGUUAUCGAUGGUCUAGGGAAAAGGUGUCUCCUUUUGAGUCACCAAACGAAUAUUGCUUACGAUAUAGAAAGGGAAAGGAAUGCGUGAUUCAGGGGUCGAAAGUGACGUGGUGUUAGGCGAGGGUUAAUUCCCCUUUUGUACUCGAAAGUGGUCAGAGUUCGGUGUUGAACUCACCUGGUCGGCUUCACGACGACGCGAUCCCUUCUCGAUCAGGGAUCAACUUGGGACAGGGUCGGUUAUCGUCGGUGAUCCACGUCUCGCGUGAGUUCGUAGCACGAAUGAAAACCGGAAGCUCGGAACGCGACCUGAACUCGGUGAUUAAUGAACCCGACGAUCGUUUCACAGAAGUCGCAUAUCGUUAUGGUGCGCCGUCGUUGCGAUAGCCCGUGCUACGACGUCCUUUCCUGCGACCGAUAACACUGUUUGACUUGUCAGUCCGUCGCUGAUAACGUGACUCUUGUGAAAUCGUGAAAUUAGGAGGUCGUAAAUACCUUGUAAUUUUUUUUUUUUACGCGAUGCAAUCUUUUCGAACUUUUCCACCUUAUUUCUGUUUCGAACGAUUCAAUAUUUUUGAGCAACGAAUCGUCUAGGCGUGUCAAAUGUCCCGAGAUCGACAAAUAACGCAAUCGACGCCUCUUGUGGAGUCGAGAAAAAGAUUCUGGAACCUGUAACGAUAAAUAACAGUGGCCGAAGUGUUCGUCUAACGACGCUUGGCGUUCCAUUGCCCCGUGGUAUCUCAACGGAGACUGUUGGUCGGCUGCAAAAAUAGAAACCAGUGAUUGAUUCCUACGUCGGGUAGUCAGUGAGGCUACCAUGCUCCGUCGUGAAAGGAACGCGAUACGUGUACAGUGAAUCUGUUCGACGAAAUUCGACGUUUCAUUGCCCAAUAGUGUCUGUAUUUGGUAAAUCGGUCAGUGAUUUCGUGAACGAGUGGUCACUUUUAUUCUGUACCGUUCUUUGUUUAAAUCUGUUCUCAUCAGUGAUACCUGUGUACAAGUGGUGCACCCAGAUUCUAUCCUCGUAAGUUUGAUACUUCUGUGUCUUCUGUAGAGGCACAGCCUCUUUUCUCGGAACAGUUACGUAGAAUCGCGCAGAUACCUGUUGAUGGAAGUUCUGUGAACGAAUCGAGAAGGUUGGAUAGACUGGACUGAUAGGGAGAGCCAUUCGGUGCAAUCAGGAAUCACCGAUCGCACACGACAUCGAGUGGCUGGCGACGUUCACCUACGGUUAAUGUUAGCUACGUGGAAAUUACGCUGUGCCACCGCAGCCAAGAAUUGCCAGGAUAACGUAGCCACGCUCGAUUACCGGCAGGCUAGUCGACGGCAGAGAUCCGCUCCCAGCGGGUGCAUACAGCUAGGAUAACAGGAGGGCGUUUGUUCAAGGAUAUUCGAAAAUGUGAGCCCGAGGAUAGUACUCGCGUCGAAACAUGAACGACGAAAUAAUCUUGAGAACUUUAACCAGUGCCGGUAACAUUCCGUUUGUCGACGAGGAUGGGGUGUCGGGCGUUGACCAUCGUCGUGCUCGAUCGAACCUUACGCGUAGAGAAGCGACGAGAGAAACCAGCACCGGUUUGAAACAGAGUCCUAGAAACAGUCAGCAGAGUUUCGCGAGCUUCCGUUCGAUGGUUCAAUCGAAAAUCGUGCAAGAGGAAAGUGUUUCCGCGUUGCAGAAGGGUGCGAUGCACGGACGGAAGGAGUCCCCUCAGUACAGACGGAUGAAACAGUCACCAUCUUCGCGAAGGGACAAGAACGACUCGGUUGAAACUGGUUUAGACGAUCCUACCACUCUUCAACGCUACGAGAAUGCCGUGUUGAGGUAUCAGAAGCCGAAAACACGAGCCAAGAGACAGGCCAGUAGGGAUCGUCAACAACAGCAACAACAGCAACAACAACAACAACCUAGCCACGGUUGCUCGAGCAGCGACGAGAGCGUAGCCAGGAACAAGUCGAAGAGCAUCAGCUCGAUCGACACGCAGUCGGUAAACAACAUCCUGGACGAGUACGAGGAUCUGGAUUACAGGAGAUCCUCGGACCUGAGCGAUUCCGGCAGCGUGAACGUGUCGAACUUCGAGGCGGUCAUGAUGGAUCAGCAGAAGAAACAACAGCAAGAAAAGACCAGGCUAUCCGCGACGAGGAUGCAACCGAAGCGUUCACCGGUUCGAGAAAGAUCGCAGCCGGUACUGAAAGUGAACCAACAGACUCAAGUGAGACAGAGAUCCAGGGAGAGACAAAAAGAAGCCGCGAAGCACGUCCCGUUGUCCCAAACCGAGGACAAUCCCUCUUCUCGAGUUUCGCAGUUGACUCAGAGUACGGACGCCGGUAGGGUCAGAGUGCCGGAAGUGUUGCUCCGCAAAGGAGAGGUUCAAAAGAGGGUGGACGAGUGGUUGAGUCAGACCCAGAGUCAAAGUUACCCCGUGUCUCGGGAGAAAGCGUUGAUCAGGUCGAACAGUAGCGCCGAGCAGAAGAGUCAGAGAAGGUACCGUCAGGAUUCCAGGUCCAGGUCGAUCGACGAGGGUAGGGACAAGUUAAACGGAACUUCGUCGAGUUACGACGACUUGAGCCGAGCGGAUAGGAAGCCGGACAAUCGUAGAGCGGAGAAAAUAGCCGGGAACCCAGGUCGAGGAUCGUACAAAGAGUAUUUAGCGUCUAAGAACCGAAGCAAGCAACAGGAUUACGGUUUCAGCGCGUCGACGAGCGUGAUCGGUCGAUCGAGGGACGCUAGCCCGUCGACCGGUUCCAGGAUUCCUCAAAGAGGUCCGUUGAGCUCGAGUUUCCGCUCGAGACGAUUGGAAUCCGGUAACGAUACCGGUCAAGCGGACAACAGCGUCGUGGAAUCGGCGCAGCAUUGCCAAGCGGAAAAGAACAGUCGGGUCAGAAGCGUAGCCGACAGCAGGUCGACGAAUUUGGCGAAGACGAGAAACGAGUCGUUGGAUCAUGGUAGGAUAUGUGGGCUAACUGGCGCGGUAGCUACCGGUGUUGGCUCGUCUUCGUCGUCGGUGAUCCCUUGCAGAAGAGCGUCGUUCAAACGCGCGCAGAAUCACGAUCAAAGCUCGACGAGGGCGCUCGUUAAGGAAGAGACGGGCCAGAGGACGAGAGGAGGCUGCGGUGGGACGUGCCCGAAGGGCCCCUGCAACCUUGGUGACCAAGGCGAGCCGAUCUCGCCAAAUAAGGAGGGAGAAAGUAGGCGGUCGGCUCUCACGAACGAUUGCCAGCGUGAUAAAGCAACCGAUGCUGCGUGUAAAUCGACGGAAGCGUCGAAGAGCGUCGAUCGAGCUACGCGAGACGUUACGAUCGAGUCUGCUAGACAUCGCCAGGAGAAGAGGGAGCCGGACAGAACGGAUCAGGCCAGACAGGAAAGCGUGUACGGAGUGGUAGGUGCUCGUGUUCGAACUCUUCAAGGUCAACAGGAGUGUCGCGUCGCAAAAACAAGGAAUCCCCGAGGCGGUGCGAUGCUCGCGGACGCUAGAAAGCCGCCGGUUCUACCGAGGAAGGAUCAGACGGUCUGCUCGCAGGAAAGCAAGGAUACGACGAAGAACUCUCCGCUCGUUUCGGUUCAAUCCAGCUUCAAACCGAACAGUCGCGUGUACGCUACUCUUCAGCAAUUGAACGAACAAAACUCGGUGAAAUCAAGAUCGACGGUUGGCCGACCGUUGGACAAGUCACCCGGCAGAUCGCAGUACAGUUCGCCGAAUCACGUGGAGAAGAUUUACGAGCGCAGUCUGCAGCCUCAGGUGAUUCACGCGGAUGACCUCGAAUCGAUCCUACGACCCUCUUUGCAGGUUUCUGCUUACGGCGAGCCGGCUCGAUCCGAUCGCCACUCGCCUCCCGGAGAAGCGGUUACGCUCCUGCUGCAAAACGAUCGAGAAGAAGAGGGAGAAGAAGAAGAAGAGGUUUACGAGCGAGUUGGCGAGCUACGGUACGAACACCUGGAGACUAUCGAGGAAGACGAUCGAAAAAGCGAGGCAUCCGUUUACCCAGAGAUCGGGUUGAGCCAGUGUCUGAAGAUUCAGCAGGGUCUGCCGAACGGAAGGGAUCGACCGAGCGAACCUGCCAGGACGUUCGUCACGUUUCACUCGGCUGGAUCUCCUAGAGCGAACCUGCAGCCGAGAUCGGCGUCGACCGGUUCCUACGAGAUGAACGAACACGAGGAAAAACGCGAGGUCGACGUACCGAUCGUCAUCCUGGACGACCUUGAGAUCCCAUACGAUUCCGGGAACCAAGGGGACAGAGGUCAAGCGUGUCACACGAGGGAGAACAGCGAUCUAUCGACGGCCACUAUUCCUCUGGACGAGCUGGAGAGUGAAAGGCAACUGGCAAAGUUCAAGGUCGUCGAAGACGAGUGUACUCGUUCGAAGGAGAUGGACAACAGGACAAUGGAGGCCAGAUUACGGCACAGUGUUACGGAGGAGAAAGCCGAUAGAACGGUGGAAAACGAGAGAAGCAACUCGAGGGAGAUGGACGGUGGCCGCGUGUCGGUGAACGAGGUGUUGCUGAAGAAUCUUCAAUUUAAACAAGAUCUACCGAAGGACUCGGCGGAACGGGUAACCGGUGACUCGUAUAAAAUCAUCGAACAUGUGCAGAGACCGAUCGGUUUUCAUAACGUUCUGUGCGACGAUUACGAGAACGCGCGAGACGCGAGGUUCAAGGAGAACAAAGUGUACGUGACGAAGGAAGAGAUGGAGCGGCAGAGGUUGAUGGACUUGCUGAGGAAAGGCGACUACGAAUCGGCCAAGAUGGAAUUGGAGAGGAGUUAUACCCUGUCGACCCCAGGGGGUAGCAGCCCCGUUUGUUGCCCGCCUUGCAGCCCACCCCCAGCUCCAGCCGCAUACAUAUCGAGCGCACGUGCGUCCUCGCGAAGACUCGGCGCCGGAAGUGGAAUCGGUGGACCACCGUCACCGGAAAGGGAUCCCCUGGGAAGACUGUUAAGAUUCCUGAAGACCUUCUACAGAGAGCUAGGCACUCGUGAUCCACCCCAUUUGCCGGGAUGGGCGUCGCCACUUCCGCUUGGCACCCUUUGUCCAGCACACUUUCAACCCCACCUGCAACUGCUCCACAAAGGGGAGCAGGAACACAGACUGGAGAACAUCAAGACCGACCAGAUCUUCGCUCCUGUCAGGCUAAGCGAUGGCACAGUUUCAGAAGCACCCCGUCGCGUGGCCAUCGAGGGUGGCCCAGGAAGCGGAAGAACGACCCUAUGCCUUCGGCUUCUCCACCAAUGGGCGAUCCAAGGCGAUGGUCCAGCCUUAGCCUUCAUCGUUCCUCUUCGAGAGCUACGCGGCAGCCCUGUGUUGAAUUAUUUGGCCAGAGAACUGUUCCCCAGGACAGCAGCCAUCGGCGACGCUGUCACUCAAGUCUGGCGAACGCUGCACUUGAUGGAGGAUCGUGUUCUAUUUAUCCUGGACGGUUACGACGAAUGCGUGGGUGGUAGGGCAUCCCUUGGCGACGCAGUGGACCUUCUCGAAGGACGGCUGUUCCCUGACGCCAGGAUCCUGGUCACUUGUUCGCCGAACAAUUCCGGUGUCCUGUCACCGCUCGUUCAAAGGAGGAUUCAUCUGGCUGGUCUCGAGUGGUCCCACGUCGAGAGGCUGUGCGUCGCUUAUUUCAUUCACAACGACAUCGCGGAAAAGGCUUGCGAGUUCCUCGAGGCGUUGAACGUCCAACCGCAGACCGUGAAGCAGCUUGGUCAGCACCCGUUGGGUUGGAUUAUGCUCUGCUGUCUCUAUCAGGACUCGGGUAGUUUACCAACGGAGACAAGCGCGUUGGUCCAAGCUGCGGUGAAGUGUAUCGUCAGAAGGAGCCUGGAUCCACCGGUUCCCUACAGCGAGGAGGUUCCUGGUCAUUGCAGGAAGCGACUUGAGGAUUUUGGGAAAUUAUCUCUGGCAGCGCUCAGGGAAGGCAGGUGUUGUUACACGGAAGCGGAGUUAAGGGCUCGGGGUGGUGGUAUCGAGGUCUCUAGACUAGGUUUCCUAACCAAAGGGCUGACCUUCGGGCAACGACGUAAACCAGAGCUUUACACACCGAUUCAUACGGCGGUAGCCGAGUUCCUGGCAGCUUAUUAUCUCACCUCCGUCGCUCAAUACGCCAACAUACUAAGAAGGGAAUUAGAAGGAUUGCCAUCGGGUAUCAUCAGCCACCUGGCUGGUUUACUAGGGCCCAAGACUCAUCUAAUAUUAAAUCAACUCUGCCCACUCGAAGUGCCACCCAGAGCUAUGUUCUCGUUGCUGAAGGCAGCCGGUGCCUCGGAUGGAAACAUCUCUGCUGUGUGUAGACUAGUCGGAGCUGGACCUGGAUUUGGUCCUGCUCCAAACGAGAGACCACCGGCACCGCUGGUGCACACCUCACCCUUGGAGCUAGAAGGCUGGGCUAGAAUCCUUGAAAGUACAGCUUGCACACUCGAAGCCCUCGAAGUUGUCUUCCAAGUGGAAAGAGGAUCCGAUCCUAGGUAUCUGGACGACUUCUUCGAAGCCCUUGCUGGGAACGAGAGCGUCAAACUAGUUAGAAUCACGUCACUUCUGGGGCAAGAGUUUCCUGCUGACGAGGCUCAGAAGUUGGCUGGACACUUGAAAAGCGUUCUGGGGAAGAAGAAGCUGAACGACUUCGAGCUGGUCAUCACGUGUUUGGAGGAAGCAGCGCACGAUAGAUUGGAAUGCGUGGUGAAUGCCCUUUGCCGCGGACUGAGUCACGCGUCGAGUAGCUUGGCACGGUUGGUCCUCGACAUGAAUCUGUCCGGUGAACAAGUGUCCCGGGUCUGCGAGGCACUUCGUAGCUGCGUUCAAGUGCAGGCACUGCACUUGCCCCAUUUGGGCUGCGGCUGCGAGGGCCUAGCAUCGGUCGCUGAGUUGCUGAAAGAGAGACCACUGCUGGCGCUAAACCUGGCCGGAAGCUGGGGUGCCAAAAACGAGGAUCCGUCCAGUUCUGGAAUCAGUAUGGGUUCGGGUUCCGGUUCCGGAAGCAGCGGCUGCGCGUCCAGCACCCUUGGCACGCUACCCCUUAAUCGUUGCUACUCCUCCCUGCCACGGGGCGCUUUGGCAGCCUAUGGGAGUUUAACGAGACCCGCAACCCUGCCACGACUUCCUCUCGGGCUUGGCCUUGGUCCUGCACCCGGCACCGGAAACGGCCCGCUACCCCAGAACGACAGGGACAGGGACAGCAACGGAAGUAGCAAGAGGAACAGCGACAGCGUACUGUGUCAUCGUUUACCACUCUUGCACCCGUUACCUACUUGCGACCUCACCAGCCACCAGGGCACAGGAUUUCACGAGAUAUUCAACGCUAUCAGAGAACCGAACUGCAAGCUGAGGUCCCUGAACGUGUCCAAGUGUUUGCUCGGUGGAUUGGAUGCGGGUUGCUUGGGCGAGACCAUCCGAAGGGCACGUAAUUUGGAUGCUCUAAGGGCUGCCGGUGCAUCGAGGCCAGCGGACGUGAUGCCACUAGUCCUUGCAUUGACUGAAGCACCUUGCCUUCAACUUUUGGAUCUCGCUAGUCCACGAUUAGCCCUCGAUGAUCAUCCAUCGAGAUUAUUGUGUCACGCGCUCGCCAGGAACACCACCCUUAAAUUGCUCAGCCUCGAGGGAUGGACGUUUAGAAUAGAGGAAUCGGAUAGCCUGGCAGUGUUCUCCGAGUUACUUAGAUACACGAGCGUCCGCGAAUUAAGUCUGUGCAACGCGCGGUUGCAUCUGGCCGUCCAUGAAGGUCCUUUGGCGAGAUUAGGACGCCGGGACGACGCAGGAGCCGAGCUCCUUAGAGCGGCUCCUCCGCCCGCCUGCCCUGCUAUUGUGUUCCUCAGGCUGGCCGGCUUUCAAGUUACGGUGAACGACCGUCUGGCCCUUCGAGGACCCCUUCUGUUGCCCUUCCUCGCCGGUUUCACCGCCCUUAGCGAGCUGGAUCUCUCUCUGGACAAGUCUACCAUAGGAGGCAACAGUGGCUCCUUGUUAUUCAUCGACGACAAGAUUCUCCAGCAAUUCUUCAGCUGUCUUUCCUCUCAUUUCAAGAACCUGCAGUCGUUGAGGAUCAACUUCUGGCGGGUCACUCUGGAGGACAGCGACAAGACGAUGAGGCAGAUAGCCAAGUACCUGAAGCUGUGCAACCUGAGCUUCCUGAAGGCGAACGGUCUUAUAGUGACCGACAGCGCGAAGAAGGUUCAGAUGGAGCACGUUUUCGUGCAAACGGUACUUACGCACCUGCAGUAUCUCACCUGGCUGUGCCUGGACGGCGUGGAUCUGACGGAGAGCCAGGCUUCGAGUAUCGGUAAAUGCGUUAGAGAUCGUUAUCCCGGUACUUCGUUAGAUAUCAGCGCGAAAGACGUGCACGUCAAGUCGGUGAAGGCUUUGGUCGCGGCCGUGGAAGAGGGCGGUAGAGCGGAAGUGGUGUACACGGGCGGAUCUAACUGCAGAUUAAAGAUCACGAAAUUGCAGAAGAACGGCAAGGGGAAGAAGAAGUGAGAAUCGAAGGUAAAGCUUCUGGUUGAUAACGACACGGAAGUUUUUUUUUAGAAUUGUCUAAGCCACGAGGAACGUGGUCGGGAUAAGGAAGAUUUGAUCUUGAAGAGGAUGGGAAUUGAAACCUGAUCAUCGGGGUUGUUCGUUGACGAUCCGGUGAAACGGAUGUCAGAAGGGACAAGGAUCGAGGAAACGACUAGCAAAGUGAACGUAAACGCGUAGUUUUUAGACAGAAGGAACGCGUAUAUCGUCGAUGAAUUUUAGCCAUAAGAGGCAUAUAGAAUAAGACUACUUUACGAAGGAAAUGUAUGGGGAACGAGAUGGAUGGAACGAAGCCGACACUUUGUGGAUUUUCGUCUUACUGUGAUUUCCUUUUCUGCGUCGUCGCUCUCCUAACGAUCAUUAUAAAUCGUAGAGUUUGUUAAAAGCGUGGAAAAAUGUCGAGAUUGUAGGGAAGAGGUUCUUUGUUUUAGAAGAGGUGGUACGAUUUCUUUCUAGAGGAAGAAAUUGAAGGAGAAAUAAAUAAUCGCGAGACCAAGUCACACGUGAAUACGUAUUACCGAAAGAUAUUUAAAAAUGAAAGAGGCUGUUGCAACUAGAUACGUUCGUUGUUGUUAGAUGGACUGUAAAAUACGAUUCAGAGUAAUAUAUUAUUAUUGUCAUUAUUACGAUGAUCAUUAUUAUUAUUCUUACGAUUAUUAGAAUAUUCUCUGAUCACGAUUAUUAAAUGUUACGAUCGAUGAUCCAAGAGUGAAAUGGCUUUACCGGAUGGGGUGGUUUGUUGGAGACUUGAAGAGAUUUUAUAAAUUAUAUUCUAUAGUAGCGGGUAGGAAACGUAUCCAGAGAAGAGACACGUCGGUUUUCGAAUUCUACGGUACAUUAUAGAGAACGAUGGCUAUUGUAUUGUAUGAGAGAUAAAGUAGAAGAAAAAAUUGAUAAAAGAAUGAAAAAAAAAAAAAAAGAACCUGUAACGCAA
Osmia lignaria (orchard mason bee) is the source of this 9641-nucleotide messenger RNA. The record is from RefSeq and is a predicted model, not a curated record. NCBI's taxonomy places the organism in Eukaryota, Metazoa, Arthropoda, Insecta, Hymenoptera, Megachilidae.